AUGGCCCCAGGGAGAGCCGCCUUCCCCGAGGAGGAGAGUUUCCGGCGGACUCGGAAGCUGUCCCACGCUGCGCUGCUGCAGAAGCUGCGCAGGCGAGCAGUUGUAUGGGCUUUGCUGUUCUUGUUGAGUGUGUGCAUUUACAACGCGCUGGCCCUAAUUGGCUUUUUUGGACUUCUUCCAGCCAUUGGGGGCACUCAGAAAAGUGCAGAUCGCGCGGCUCUCGCCAAGUUCAUGCAAAAUGCCGUUUCCGGAGUUGCGCUGCCGCUGGUGCCAAGUGCAGAUCUUUUCGACCAACACGCCGUCAUUUUGGGCCCUUACGGGCCCGUUCGAGCGCCCUUCACCAGAAAUAUGGAUUUGCUGAUGCGGCGGCUGACGCAAGAUAAAUAUCUGGUCAAGACUUUGGAGUUUCUCUUCAAGAACACAGACUACAAAGCCAUUCGCGAGGUGAUUAUUGUGGAUGACGCGAGUGGCAAACAUGUUAAAGAAGUUUUGGCAGAGGCCCACCUGCCCUCCAGCAUUUCAGACAAAGUUAAAGUGAUCAGAUUUGAUGAACCCCAGGGCCUAAUUCGCGGCCGCAUCACCGGGGCGGACUCCGCCUUAAGUGACAAUCUUUUCUUCCUCGACGCCCACUGCAAACCCCAGAAGGGCUGGGAGUAUCCUUUGCUGCAGCACUUGAAAACCAACUACCGCAGAGUCGCAUGCCCCGUCAUUUACGUGCGCCCAGCUCCAGCAGCAGCAGCAGCAAUAGCAGCAGCAGCAGUAGAAGCAGCAGCAGCAAUAGCAGUAGCAGCAGCAGCAGUAGCACUAGCAGCAGCAGUAACAGCACCAACAGUAGCAGCAGCGGCAGUAAUAGCAGCAGCAGCAACAGCAGCAGCAGUAACAGCAACAGCAGCAGCAGUAACAGCAGCAGCAGCAGCAGCAGUUGGUGUCACGUUUUGGCGUGGGCAGUUUGGGGUGUACGUACAGGACGUGAAGGAGCACAACUGGGAAGACGUGGGGACCCACGGCUCAAAAAUGAUGUUUGAAUGGACUUUUGAAUUUAGUUGGUUUGAAGAUCUCGAAGAAGAAAUCCCCCUCAUGUCCGGGGGAAUACUCGCAAUGACCAAGGAGUGGUGGGAGGAGUCAGGAAAAUACGACUCCGGGAUGCUGGAGUGGGGCGGGGAAAACCUGGAGCAGUCCAUGCGUCUGUGGCUCUGCGGGGGCGAAAUAAUUGUCGACAGAAGAUCUCAAAUUGGACACAUUUUCUCCAGACCCCCCAAACCAAACCCCGAGAACAAACUCGUCAUUCAGGUGCAGAAGAACCAGAAAAGAGCCGCCAAAGUUUGGCUGGACGAAUACUACGCUUUGUUUUAUUUGUACCACCCGGAGGCGCGGCAGCACGCAGAGGGGGACUUGCGGGGGCGGCUGGAGCUGCGCUACAACAAACUCAACUGCGUUUCUUUUCAGUGGUUUGUGGACAAGUUCCGGCCAGCUUUCGAGCGAAAGCUGCUGCUGGACCACGACUUCAAGCACAUCCAGCAUGCAGCUUCAGGGCUUUGCGUGGCUGCAGACAGAAACCCGAAGGGCCACGACAAAGUCAAACUGGCUGUCUGCAAUGUGGCGGACCAGGACCAACACUGGCAGGUGGUGAGCGGAAACCGCAUGCUGCAGAACAGAGGCACUCGGAAGUGUCUGGACUCCGCGACUUUUGGAGACCAAGUGCCGAUUUUGUUUCGCUGCGACUGGAAUGGAGUGAUCCGGCGGGCCAAUUUGAAUCAGCUGUGGCAGUGGGACGCAGCAGCAGCAGCAGCAGCAGAAGACGAAACUGCCACGGGACGCAUCUUCGUCUACGACGGAUACUGGAGUUUGUCGCUGACUGGCGCAGACAUUUUCCCCCUUCAGAAGGAAUACCUCGAGAGCCCGAGGGCCCGCUGCCUGGCCGCAGAGCGUACAAAGCCUGCUGCUGCUGCUGCUGCUGCAGCAACAGCAGCAGCACCGCCUGAGGAGCUGCGGCUGUUCUUGAGGCCCUGCGUGGGACUCGUCAAGGGGGAAAGCGACCCCAUGAAGUUCGUGCCCAAGUGGACUUGGUCUCCGCUGUCUACGCGUUUCGGGAAGCGAACAUUGCAGGAAGGACUCAAAAUAACGGACGAGUUUGCGGUAAACUACAUGAAAGCAAGAAUGUAA
Messenger RNA from Eimeria tenella, 2163 nucleotides. RefSeq names its product UDP-N-acetyl-D-galactosamine:polypeptide N-acetylgalactosaminyltransferase T2, putative. The transcript has 8 exons. The coding region runs from base 1 to 2163 and encodes 720 amino acids. NCBI's taxonomy places the organism in Eukaryota, Apicomplexa, Conoidasida, Eucoccidiorida, Eimeriidae. Gene Ontology annotation, cellular component: Golgi apparatus. The record is from RefSeq and is a predicted model, not a curated record.